AAGCUCUUUCUGAACAAUCAAAUAACCAUGGUGCACCCUCAGGAAGUUGAUGUUAUCGUAGCUGGCGGUGGUCCGGCAGGAUCUGUUGUCGCAGGAAGGCUGGCCUAUGCAGACCCUACCUUGAAGGUUAUGCUCAUUGAAGCCGGUGCUAACAACCGAGAUGACCCUUGGGUUUACAGACCUGGUAUUUAUGUGAAGAAUAUGCAACGAGAUGGCAUCAAUGACAAGGCCACAUUCUACACCGACUCUCAACCGUCUCCGUAUCUGAGAGGAAGGCAAAGUAUUGUGCCGUGCGCCAACAUCCUUGGUGGAGGCAGCAGCAUUAACUUCCAGAUGUACACCAGGGCAUCCGCAUCUGACUGGGACGACUUCAAAAGCGAAGGUUGGACAGCCCAAGAUCUUGUGCCUCUCAUGAAGCGUUUGGAGAAUUACCAAAAGCCGGUUAAUAAUGAUACUCACGGAUAUGAUGGACCGAUUGCAAUUAGCAAUGGUGGACAAGUCACGCAACUUGCUCAAGAUUUCCUGAGGGCUUCAGAUGCUGUUGGAGUCCCGUUCAGCGAUGAUAUUCAAGAUCUCAAUACUUCACAUGCCUCUGAGAUAUGGGCCAAGUACAUCAACCGUCAUACUGGGCGCCGCAGUGAUGCUGCUACUGCCUAUGUACACAGUGUCAUGGAUGUUCAGAGCAACCUUUACUUGCGCACCAACGCACGCGUUUCACGUGUCAUCUUCGAGGGCAACAAGGCAGUUGGUGUAGCUUAUGUUCCGUCCAGAAACCGUGCUCAUGGUGCUGAAGUCCGAGAAACUAUUGUUCGGGCACGAAAGUAUGUCGUAUUGAGCAGCGGAACUCUCGGUACUCCUCAGAUCCUUGAACGUUCUGGUGUUGGAUCUGCCGACAUGUUGAGACAAUUGGACGUCAAGGUCGUUAGCGACCUGCCUGGCGUUGGUGAGCAGUACCAGGAUCAUUACACGACACUGUCUCUUUUCCGUGUAUCCAACGAAAGCAGCACGUUGGACGACUUCCUCCGUGGGAAUAAGCAAGCUCAACAAGAGCUCUUCCAAGAAUGGGAAGUCAGCCCUGAGAAGGCGCGCCUGUCAUCCAAUGCAAUCGAUGCUGGAUUCAAAAUCCGACCUACUGAGGAAGAACUCAAGGAGAUGGGUCCUGAAUUCGGUGCUCUUUGGGAUAAAUACUUCAAAGACAAGCCUGACAAGCCCGUUAUGUUCGGCUCAAUUGUCUCAGCAGCCUAUGCCGACCACACACUGCUUCCUCCCGGCAAAUAUAUGACUAUAUUCCAGUAUCUCGAAUAUCCUGCGAGUCGCGGAAAGAUUCACAUUUCGUCGACCAACCCUUACGCCGAACCCUUCUUCGACAGUGGCUUCAUGAAUGACAAGGCUGACUUUGCUCCGAUUCGCUGGAGUUACAAGAAGACCCGUGAAGUCGCGAGGAGAAUGGAUGCGUUCCGUGGAGAGCUCACCUCUCAUCAUCCUCACUUCCACCCUGCAUCACCUGCGGCAUGCAAGGACAUCGAUAUCAAGACGUCCAAGCAACUCAUGCCAGACGGGUUCACCGUUGGUAUUCACAUGGGUACAUGGCACAAACCCGGCGAACCUUACGAUGCUAGCAAAGUACACGAAGACAUCAAGUACACCGCGGAAGACGACAAGGCCAUCGAUGACUGGAUCUCAGACCACGUCGAGACCACCUGGCACAGCUUGGGUACAUGCGCUAUGAAACCGAGAGAAGAGGGUGGUGUUGUUGACGCGCGUCUCAACGUGUUCGGCACCCAAAACUUGAAGUGUGUCGACCUGAGUAUCUGUCCUGACAAUUUGGGUACGAACACCUAUUCUUCUGCUCUCCUGGUUGGUGAGAAGGGAGCUGAUCUACUGUGCGAGGACCUCGGCAUCAAAGUCAGGACGCCGCAUGCGCCCGUCCCUCACGCACCCGUUCCCAAGGGUAUUCCUGCCACACAGAUCCCCCGCUAGUUGAUCUUCCUCCAAUACUCAUUGAGCGAGAACAAUUCUCUCGUUAUCUUCACGAGUCGUGUAUAUUUAUGCUUCUGGGAUGUAUGAUUAUGUGUGUAUUUGCUGUAUUCGUGUAUGAUCACUGCUCGUGUAAGAUUUGUUUUUUUGUUAGCACGUAUGUCCUGUGUCCUGUAUGUAACCAUUUCUGGAAAUUCAUCAAGGCUACCAUGCCAAGUUUUACACUGCCAGUG
Messenger RNA from Serpula lacrymans var. lacrymans S7.9, 2210 nucleotides. RefSeq lists its product as uncharacterized. NCBI's taxonomy places the organism in Eukaryota, Fungi, Basidiomycota, Agaricomycetes, Boletales, Serpulaceae. The transcript is spliced from 34 exons. The record is from RefSeq and is a predicted model, not a curated record. Gene Ontology annotation, molecular function: oxidoreductase activity, acting on CH-OH group of donors; flavin adenine dinucleotide binding. Bases 28 to 1980 code for a protein of 650 amino acids.